This is a messenger RNA of Rotaria sp. Silwood1, 642 nucleotides long. The record is from the annotation of a GenBank genome assembly. Lineage: Eukaryota; Metazoa; Rotifera; Eurotatoria; Philodinida; Philodinidae.
AUGACAGCCACAAACAACAAGUCGAUCUCACAAUCUUAUAAUAUUCGUCCAUGUACGAUCGCAGAUGAGGAAAGUGCUGUUGCUGUUUGUUUAAAAACAGGAGAUGCUGGUAACGAUGCAACUUUGUUCUUUGAUGACCCGAAACUGCUAGGAUAUCGAUAUGUUUCACCAUAUAUUCAUUUAUCUCCGGAACUUGCUUUUGUAUUAGAAGAUUCAGAUGGAAACGUAUGUGGAUAUGUACUCGCUACUUUAAAUAAUGAUGUAUUUUACAAACAAUAUUUGGAGGAAUGGCUUCCAAAAAUGAAACAACUUUAUUCCAGCAUUCCGUCAGUUGACGAAAUAGAAAAACGAGAUUGGCAAAUUAUACAAAGUUUUCAUAAUGAUAAUUUAGAAUCAUUGAAAGUUUUUGAUGAUUAUCCUUCACUUCUUCAUAUUGAUCUUCUUCCAAAAGCCCAAGGAAAAGGUUAUGGAACAAAAAUGAUACAUCAUAUUGAAAGUGAAUUACAAAGACGUGGAUCAAAAGGUGUUCAUUUAGAGAUGGCAGCAAAUAAUGACAGAGCAUUUCACUUUUAUACUAAGCUCGGUUUUACCGUUCUUGCUCAAGAUCAGGAGACUAUUUGGCUUGGUAAAAAAUUCUCAUAA